This is a messenger RNA of Humulus lupulus (European hop), 576 nucleotides long. Its product is annotated as protein MAINTENANCE OF MERISTEMS-like. The record is from RefSeq and is a predicted model, not a curated record. The transcript is spliced from 3 exons. The coding region runs from base 1 to 576 and encodes 191 amino acids. Lineage: Eukaryota; Viridiplantae; Streptophyta; Magnoliopsida; Rosales; Cannabaceae.
AUGACGUUAACUCCUAUAGAUUUUAGUGCAAUUUCUGGCCUACCGGUGUACGGGAAAGUUCUGAAAAUGAACAAGAGGGUGCAUAGAAACCCAAAUUUGUUGAGGACCUUGGUUGGAGAACCUUUGGCACUCCUCAAAAAAAGCAGAGUGGAAGUUAGUUGGCUGUACUCUGUUUAUAAGAACAUGCCUUUGAAUACUGGAACAGAUUGUGAUAAACUUGCUAGGGUGUUCAUAUUAGCACUAUUGGGAUCAACUCUGUUUGUACGUCGUAACAACAUGGUCGACCUAUACUACAUUCCUUCUUUACAAUGUAUUGCAGACAUACCUAAUUUCAAUUGGGGUGGUGCUGGGUUGGCUUUCGCAUACCAACAAAUGGAUGACUUGUGCAAACUUAAUACACACUGCAUAGGAGGACUCUGGAAAACUUGGGAGGAAACAAAUCCAACAAUCACUAGUAACUUCAAAACUAGUUUGGACAAUCCUCUUCCGCAAUGUGGUUUGGAGGAGACAAACUCAAAAGGGGUUGAAGUUGAUAACGACGAAGGAGAAUCAAUGUCGAAUAACGUACGCCUUUGA